AUGGAAGAAACUUCAAAACCCACAAAGAUAAUGGAUGCUCAUAUAGACAUGCCUCCACAAGAGUUAGAGAUGCAUGUACAGAUAUUUGCAAUCCCAAGUUAUGUAAAAGAGAGAAACCCAGAUGUGUAUCAGCCAAAAAUGGUGUCCAUUGGUCCAUACCAUUACGGUAAACCUGAACUCCAGCCCAUGCAGUCGCACAAGAACAGAGCCGUAAAUCAGUUCCUUAAGAGAUCAGCAACUGGGGCAACCGUAGAAAAGUACGUGGAUGAGCUGAAGCUAGUUUAUGAUCAAUUGUGGGGAAAUUAUGAGCAGGUCCCUCAGUUGGGCAACUGGACGCCAGAUGACUUCAUCAAGCUGAUGAUGGUCGAUGGAAUUUUCCUUUUGGAAUUCUUGAAUGUCUUGCAUGGUAAUCGAAAAGGUAAUGAUUAUGCUGAUACCGAUCCUAUAUUUGGCAAACGGGGGCAUAUCUUGAACUAUAACUAUGUGAUGGAGGACUUGUUGUUGUUGGAGAACCAAGUUCCUUGUCUAGUGAUUUCCAUAUUGCUUACGGCUUCCGAAGGAAACGGAGAGAACAACCUAGCCAGACUGAUGCUUGCUCCACCUGCAAUCAAAGGCCAUCACUUGUUAGACAUGUACAUAAAAGGAAUACUAGGAGGGAGAGAGUGUCAGGAACCGUUUACUGGAGAAGGUGCCAUAAAAAAUUCUGCAGCCGAGCUUACCACCAAACAUUGGAUGAAAUUCAAGCCUGUUGCGACUUACAAAGAUAUAAAAUUUAGGAAAAAAGCAAAAUUGCUGAGUCUACCUGCCAUCUUCGUCGACCAAGGCACAGUACCUCGAUUUCACAAUUUGAAAGCUUAUCAACUUGUAGGAGAUACCAAUAAUGAAUUAGUCUCUUACAUACACCUCCUGAAUUUUUUUAUUCGUUCGGCUGAUGAUGUUAGUUCCCUACGUUCCCAAGGGAUCAUCGUUAGUUCUAUGGAUAGUGACGAGGCUAUUCUUACGGUAAUGAAUGAACUCACAAGGGACACAAUGGCAGAAAAUAUAGAUGAUAAGUCUGCUGGUAUAAUAAAACAGCCUUUACGCAAUUAG
Messenger RNA from Papaver somniferum (opium poppy), 1089 nucleotides. Its product is annotated as UPF0481 protein At3g47200-like. The record is from RefSeq and is a predicted model, not a curated record. The coding region runs from base 1 to 1089 and encodes 362 amino acids. NCBI's taxonomy places the organism in Eukaryota, Viridiplantae, Streptophyta, Magnoliopsida, Ranunculales, Papaveraceae. The transcript has 3 exons.